GAGACCGCCCAGUGCUGACUGGUGAAUGUUGAUAGGAGAACUUCAGGAACGCUUCGGUUUGAUCCAUUCCUCUACUCAAAGGAAUCCCGAGCAUCUCUCACCUCUCUGUUUAAAGAAAGUAACAUUGACGCCAUACGUUUUUUUUCUUAAAUGUUACGUCUUCCUGCUCGGCUUCAUCGAGACGACUGAGCUUGCGCACAUCUCUCGUUUAAUUCGACACAUUGUGAGAACAUGCUGCCGCCUGACUGACGUGCGACAUGGAUCCCGAGGAGGUCGAGCUCCAGAACGACUACCGCUACCGCAAUUAUGCGGCGGUCAUCGAGAAGGCGCUGCGAAACUUUGAAUCGUCGAGCGAAUGGGCAGAUCUCAUCUCCUCCUUGGGGAAGCUUAACAAGGCCCUCCAGAGUAACCUCAGGUACUCCCUACUGCCCAAGAGGCUCAUCAUCGGCAAGCGUCUGGCCCAGUGCCUGCACCCGGCCUUGCCCAGUGGGGUGCACCUCAAGGCUCUGGAGACCUACGAGGUCAUCUUCAAAAUCAUAGGGACAAAAUGGCUGGCAAAGGAUUUGUUCAUUUACAGCUCGGGCUUGUUCCCGCUGUUAGGCCAUGCCGCCAUUGCAGUAAAGCCUGUUCUUCUCACUCUGUAUGAACGUUACUAUUUACCACUCCAGAGGGCUUUACUGCCCAGUCUUCAGGCCUUCAUAACAGGACUACUGCCAGGCCUGGAGGAGGGUUUGGAUGUCAACGACAGGACCGAUGCCUUGCUGCUUAAGUUGUCUCUGCUGGUAGGUCAGCAGGUGUUCUAUGGAGCCCUGUGGGGUUCUAUACUCAUCAGUCCCACGGUGCGACUGCCCGCCACCGUCUUUGUAGUCUCACACUUUGACCGCACCUUGCCGCUCCAACAGCAGAAACACAUGCUCGGCUAUGACCAUCGCCUGGCGGUGAAGUCUGUGUGUCUUUCCCUGCAAGACUCAAAUGUGCUGGUGCAGAGGAACAUGCUGGAAAUCUUGCUGUUCUUUUUCCCUUUGGCCACAUCCCUGGACCCAGCGGAGACCAGCAUCGUAUUGAGCAUUGAUGACGUGACCGCAAUGGUUUCUGCUGCUUCACUUACAUUACUCCGCAGAGACAUGUCCCUCAAUAGGCGUCUCUAUGCAUGGCUCCUCGGCACAGACAUCAAAGGAGAAAUGGUUGCACCGCAUCCAACUAUGUCUUCUUCAGCAGAGGAACAUAUGUCGUUUUACUUUAACACGUACUCAAAGGAUCUUAUUGUGCAGGGUUUGAUUAACAUCCUCAAACAGAAAGAUGUUGAAAGCAAACCGGAGAGCGUGAUCGGCUACCUCAGGCCUUUUCGUAUUAUCAUCAGCUUGCUGGAUAAACCGGAAUUGGGACCGGUAGUCUUGAGCAGUGUACUGUUGGAGGUGGUCCGAGCCUUUUACACCUACUGUCGAGAGAUGCUGGAUGAAGAUACCAUCACCAGUUCAAGGCUCUCAGGCAACCAGUUGGCCAGCAUGAUAAAAGAAAACAAGAACGGCGCAGAGAUCAUAAAGACGAUGAAUAUGCUCGUGAGCUCCAUGGACAGCGAGUACCUGUGGGAUUACAUGACUCAAUGCUUCUGCACGUCUCUCAGUGACAACGAUGCACCUAUGCCUUAUCAAGACACCAGAUGUCCUGCUCCCUCUGUCACAGAAAUGUCCAAUCUUAUUAUUUUUUUGCUUGAUGUUCUUCCUCUGGAACUCCACGCUGACAUCCAGUCCCACUUCCUUCCCGAGAUGCUCGGCACAAUGCUGCGGACCCUGCGGGGCCGCAUGGACUCUGUUUGCUUGGAGGAUGUCACGCAGGCCCUGCGGGCAUGCUUUAAGGUGCUGAGUAAGAUCCAGAUGCCCGUGGCGUUCAUGGACACAGAGGAGACAGUCGUACAGGCCCAAGAGGAGGAUAAAACAAUUACUCAGGAUGAAGAAAAGGGAGGUGAGAGAGACGACUGUGUCGGUGAAAGUUACGGUCACCAUGGAGACGAUGAGCCGAACAGAGAUGCAGAUGAGGCAGAGCCUGCAGAUGGACCCUACCAGACACUCCGAUCAGAGGACAGCGGGCUGGGGGUCAGCGCCUCGCCGUCGGAGCAGCAUCUCCUACCCGAUGUGGGCUCCAGGGCGAAUGGAACGUGCAAAAACGGUCCCGGAGUGUGGAGAAGGGGCGGAAGCGUCGACACCGCAGCACAAUGCAUGCAGGACAUCCUGGCUUUCAUAGCAACAAGACACCUGCUGGUACAGGUGGAGGAUGUUGAAGCACAGGAAGAAAAGCCCAAGGCUGACGUUACAUCUGGCAAUGUUGAUCAUAAGACUUUAUUAGGAAGCAAAGUAGGAUUGGAAAUUAAAGACAAACUGACAGAAUUCUUCACUCCAAACAAUUUAAAACGUCAGUCCACAUCUGAGGCUCAAGAAGCAGAGACAAAAAAAGAGCACAGCAGUUUUCUGGACUGUGCUGCUGGUUACAGGCCACGAGGCAGGAGCGAAAUCUCAGAGGCUUGUCGACAGACCUUCGCUGCCGCCUGUCACAUGCUCCUGGAGUGUACCACCUUCCCCGUUUACCUAAGUGAAGAGGAAGCCUUGACUCUCCACACAGACAUGUUUGGCCAAGCAGGAGAUAACUGGGAGAGCUUGCCCGUGUGGCUGCAGUCUUUGAUGACAUUGUGCUGCAUGUCAAGGGACUACAAAAUCCAACAUACAGCUGUGGCCUCUCUGCUGGAGCUCAUCAACCACUCCCAGUCCUUGGCGCUGGUCAUCCAGGACAAGAAGCGGCGCUACCAGACGUCCGACUCCAACCCUCUGAGCGGGCAGCUGCAAAUGAUCACCGUGCCCCCCAUUUAUCCCACUUUGCUUUCCACCAUAGAAGAGGGCACUGACCUUUACCAGAGGGUUGCCCUGGUGCUUUGGAACCAGUUGGACACAGAGCGUCGAGAGCAUCACACGGCCUGCGUGGAGCUCUUUUACCGCCUUCACUGUUUGGCGCCAUCAGCAACCAUCUGCGAGGACAUAAUCUGUCAGGCGCUGUCCCACAAGGAGAAGGCUGUUCGACUUGAAGCCCUGCACCGCUUCUCGAUCCUCUGGCACCUGACCCGUGAGAUCCAGUCGAACAGGAACUCCCGCUCCUUUGACAGGUCACUUUGUGUCGUGGUGGAGAGCCUGAGCUGCGCAGACGGCUCAAUAAGUGCAGCAGCACAGUGCUGGCUGGUGCGAUCCUUGUCCCUCAAUGACGUGGUCCGGAUCCUGGAGCCCAUCCUGCUCUUGCUGCUUCACCCGUCCACGCAGUGUUGCUCCAUUCAAGCCAUCAAACAAAAUGUCACUGCUGGCAACCUCAAGGUUCUCAACAACAGAAGCCGGUGGCCUACAAAAGCAAUGGAUGCCAUGGCUACUGAGACCAGCACCUUAAAUCUCCAGAACGUCAUAGACCGAGAAUCCCUGUGGCUACAAUUAGAUAACGGUCCCGAGUUGUCCUUGGUGGCAUCCAGGAGCGAGAGCGAGGAGACUGUGGAGGAGGACGGAGAGGAGGAUGAAAAGGAGGCUGUCAAAAGCGACAACACGGAAUCGGCAGAUACCAGCGGUGCCCAAGUGUCCACUGAGAAUUCGGGCUCCGGCACCGAUGAGGGAGGAAUGGUCAACGGCCUGCGGAGGGCGGAGUCCGAGCGCACGCAGGCGUCCGACUCGCUGUCAAGCGAGGAUGACGAGGAUCUGGAGUUGGAGGCCAUGGCCAGAUCGCGUUUGUUAAAACAGGAACGUGAGAAAAAAGAGGCCAUCGGUUCAUUGUUUCAUCACGUGCUCCUCUAUCACGUGGCAGGCGGUUGGCGCCAUCUGCUCCAAGGCUUGGCGCUGCUCGACAGCCUGCUGAGGAGCAGUGCUGAGUGCCCUCUAGUGGAGGCAUUCUCAUCCACUUCCCUGGACACCAGCUCUGCCGCACACCUGAACCUCGUCUCCAACCUUUUGCAGCGCCACCAGCAAGCUCAGGAUGGCAUGAGCUUCUACGGCGCUUUGCUUUCCCCUUCGUCGUUCCCCUCCGUGCCCCCUUCUCUCCUCAUCGAGCUGCUAAUGAACCUGUGCCUGCGAUUUCUCUGCUCUCACUACUCGUCCUGGCAGAGCCUCGGGCCGCUCGACUUGCAGGGCAACAGAGAUGUGCAGGUGAAGAGCGUGGAAGUGCUAACGCGUAUGGUGAAUCAGCUCACUUCCAUGUCGCAAAGACAUGACGGAACCCCUGAGCACAUUUACAAACUCCUCGCUGGGUGUAAAGUGCAGCAGUAUGCUUUACUUACACUUUCCGCUUCUAUGUAUAUAAGCCAAAGGGUUACGGACAAGCGAACAUCCAAGGGUCUUGAGCUGCUGGAUGAAGAUGGUGGACUAUCAGAAGAGAAUCUUGUGAAUGUCGGGAAGGGAGAAGGGCUGGAGCAAUAUCCCUUACAGAUGGAAUUGCUCAAACUCCUCCAGGCCCUCAUCGUCUUGGAGUACCACGUGCGGCCCAGCAGGACGGCGUCCGGGACUGCAGCCAGCGGGGCUUCCGGUCAACCGGCAGAAUCUCCGACUGGCAGUAACCCCCUCACGCGUGGGUGGCAAACAGCCGUUCUGUUUCAGCAGUCCAUCAAGGCGGCCCAGUACGUCCAGAGCCACCCCAUCACCGCCCAGGGCAUGUUCGUUUCUGCCGCCGCCAGCGCUCUGCAGCCCCAGUACGGCUACGCCAUGCACCCACACUGGGUGGCGCUGCUGUGCUCCUCUCUGCCGUACUUGGGCCGCUCUUUGGGCAUCAUUGUGGGUCCAGUCAUGAAUCAGAUUUGCAGGAACUUGGAUGAGCUGGUGAAGAUUUUUGAGCAUGAUGGAGGAAGGGCAAAUCAGAGGCGGGAGAAUAUUCCACCAGACUACCCUCUGACCCUUCUAGAAGGCCUAACCACAAUUACACACUACUGUCUGCUGGACAACAAGCGGACCUUGGUAGCCUGCGACUCUGUUGACAUCCGUAACGGACGCAGCGCUGUGCUGGAGGGGCUGCCGCACAUUCUCAGUAGCAUGGCAUUGCUUUGGGGUGUGGUUAGGAAGGAAGAGUUGCACAAGCGGGCACCUGACACGCCAACAAGCAGCAAGCCCAGUUCUUCUGUGUUCUUUAAAAGCACCAAGAUUCUACGUCAGCGGAUACUACAGUUCCUGCUUCCUCUGACUGCCCAAUAUGGAAUUGCAGUCAUGGCUUCGCUGGGAGCUGCGUGGCGCAGUAGGAAGAGUAAAAGGAGUCACACAAAUAAUAUUUUACCUGCGGUCAAUGAGUCUCAUCUAACCAUUGUAGAGUUGGUGAAAUCGUUGCACACCUUGCACAUUGACACCAUCCUACACUUGGUCAAGGAAGUGGUGAAAAAGCCACACCAGCUCAAGGGAGAUACGAAGUCAACCCUGGUGGACAUCCCCAUGUUGCAAUUCACUUAUGCUUAUAUGAAAAGCGUUACAGCACAAGCCCUGCAAGAGAACGUCGCCCCUCUCAUCAGUCUGCUCCGAGAGUCUGUCCAGCUGAACCUGGCUCCCCCUGGUCACUUCUUAUUGCUGGGCAUUCUCAAUGAAGUUGUCAAUAGACUCCCCAAUAUGGACAAUAAGAAGGAUACUCGAGAUCUGCAGGAGGUAACUCAGCGCAUUCUGGAGGCCGUUGGCGGAAUCGCGGGCUCGUCUCUCGAGCAAACCAGCUGGUUGAGCCGCAGCCUUGAGGUCAAAGUUCAGCCGCAGGUGUGCAGCGAAAUGGACGAGCCUGACGACGCCGAUAUGGAUGGCGAUCACUGUGUAGAGACGAUGGCUCAAGCCAGCGCCAUGGUUUCAUCCUCUGCUCCCUCAGUUUACAGCGUGCAGGCUCUCGUCCUCCUAGCUGAGAUCUUGGCACCACUUCUUGACAUGGUGUACCGCAGUGACGAGAAGGAGAAAGCAGUGCCUCUCAUUUCUCGUCUCAUGUACUACGUUUUCCCCUACUUGAAGAAUCACAGUGCCUACAACAUGCCCAGCUUUGAGGCAGGAGCCCAGCUCUUGAGCAGCCUGAGUGGUUACGCUUACACCAAGAGAGCCUGGAGGAAAGAAGUCUUUGAGCUCUUCAUGGAUCCCCUUUUCUUCACAAUGGAUGCCUCCUGUGCACCCAGUUGGAAAGCCAUAAUUGACCACUUGCUGACUCAUGAGAAGACGAUGUUUAAAGACCUCAUGAGUAUGCAGAGUGGCUCCCUGAAGCUGUUUGCCAACGUCGACCAGAAACCCAUGCUUUUGAAGCGCCAGGCGUUUGCAAUGUUCAGUGGAGAACUCGAUCAGUACCAUCUCUAUCUACCCCUCAUUCAAGAGCGUCUCACGGAGGCUUUACGAAUGAAUCCCAGCCCCGCAGUUUCCGCUCAGAUAUUCCUGAUGUUCCGUGUUCUCCUGCUGCGGAUUUCGUCCCAGCACCUGACAUCUCUUUGGCCGAUCAUGGUCACAGAGCUGAUUCGCACAUUUGCACGUCUUGAGAAAGCUCUCCUGGUAGAUAAAGAUGUCUCAAAGCUAGCCAAAGUCGUACGCGGCGCUUUCGACAGAAACGCGACCGUGAAUUUCUCCCAGGCGGAGUUGAACAUGUACCUGUCAGCUUGUAAGUUUCUGGACACAUCCUUGGCCUUCCCCCCGGAGAGGAUCCCACUCUUUCAGAUGUAUCGCUGGGCAUUUGUUCCAGAAGUAGACAUGAACCACUACAGCGGUCCGGAGAGUGCACUGAUUGAGGGCGAACAGGAGUGUAAGCCCCACGUCGUCCGAAUUCUGGAGGGAAUACAGCAACGUUACGGGGCCGCCAACGGGCUGAAUGAGGAAUCUUCCACGGAGCAACCGAAAUUCCCCCUCCUCACCCAGUGCUCCUUGUCCUCCAUUACCCACUUGCUGCCUUUCCUUUCCACCCUGUGCUGCUCCUUCCACGGGCCGCCCACUCAGAGUCACCCCCCGGUUCAGGUAGAUUACCCCGCGGGCAACACAGACGUCGUGUUGGACCGGCUCGAACGCAUCGUUGAGGAGGAAUUUUUGGACGACAUGGAUAAUUGAAUGGAAGCGAACUCUGAAAAUGGACCCAGCAUGUUUUUGUUAACUGUGACAAUUUAUUUUAAAUGUUUUAACAUAUCUGUGUAUAAAUUCACUCUAAUACAAUUAAUCUGUAUUUAAAAAGCAGAGGGGGCUGUACGGUGAAUUGUUUGCACGGUGCCGUUUUGGAAUUGUAUAUUCAUCGGGUUCGUCACAAAUGGCCGUCUGUGGAAUGUUGUCCCCGCCAAUUUAAAGAAAAGGACCCCCCCACUAUUUCAGAGGUGUUUUGGACACCCACACCUAAAAUUGUGGUGUUUGGAAUGCAUCAAUCUUAAAAAUAUUCCAUUUCUUUCUUCCUGAAUGCAAGAAGCGGGAUCCACCGAUUUUGACUAAACAUUUGUGUUCUGAUGUCUGACCGCGAGAAUGUUCUGUUUUGUCUUGAGGAAAUCUAUUCUUAUUGAACAUCGCACCUCCCUAGUUUUUAAUGUUGUUUACAUAUCAUUUUGGGGUAUUAAGGGAAAAGUAAUUUAAGUGUUCCAAGGUAGCUUUUUACAAAUUUCUGCUAUCUUUUACAUCUAUGUUCAAAUGUUUAUGUAAAUUAUUUCAGUGUCGAAAGGACCAUGUUCAAGUUGAAAUAAAGGGUUAAAUUUUUUUUACCCC
This is a messenger RNA of Syngnathoides biaculeatus (alligator pipefish), 7688 nucleotides long. RefSeq names its product DOP1 leucine zipper like protein B (gene dop1b). Lineage: Eukaryota; Metazoa; Chordata; Actinopteri; Syngnathiformes; Syngnathidae. Bases 258 to 7052 code for a protein of 2264 amino acids. Gene Ontology annotation, biological process: Golgi to endosome transport. The transcript is spliced from 38 exons. Gene Ontology annotation, cellular component: trans-Golgi network; endosome. The record is from RefSeq and is a predicted model, not a curated record.